UUCCAAGUGGAGAUGCUCUAACAUUAUAGUAAAUUUACUCCAAUCACCAUCCCUUUCUCUUGCCUCUGUUACCCUAGACACGUGGCGCUCGCUCACCCAGCCACCGUGCUGCCGUUAUCAUUAUCGCUUCCGCUCCAUCUCACAGCACCAAACCCAAAACAAUCGCUAGAGAGAGAAACCAAGAAAGAGAAACACAGAGAAAUCGCUUUCGCUAUUAUAUCCUCCCUCAAAAAACCGCGAUGGACGGUGCAGACGCGUGGCGCGUGGCCGCGUGUGCCAACACCAACGUCAACAGAAUAAUGCUCCGCUUUCGCCCGAUCGCGCCGAAACCGGUCGCCGGAAGUUCCGCCGUCUCCAGAGCCACCGGCGCUGGCGACGGAAGCCAGAGUAGCCACGUGUCAGUUCUAGGGAAGAGACCGAAGAGGAAGUACGUUAGGAUUCGGAGGAACGGUGGAUACGUGCGAAAGAAUAACGGAAACAGUAACCGAAAAAGUAAUUGUAACUGUAACGAUGAGUCUUCCGACGUGGCGGUUGUGACGUUGCAGUUGAUGCCGGAGAAGGACGCGCCGGAAGGAGACGUCACUCUCGCGGGAGAUUCGUGGUGUAAGAACGUUGAUCUUGACCUAACUGUGGAGAAGAUUCAGAUCGUAGAGAAUCGGAGUGUUCCGCCGCCACGCUUGGUGGUGGAGGAAGGCGAGGGUGCCAAGGGUUCAGAUCUUGUUCCGGCGGCGAAGGCGGCGGAGUCGUGGGUGACGGUGGAGAGCGUGACAGGCACGUGCAUGGGGGAGGGAGAGGGAGGGAGAGGGUUAUUAAGUUGUACGGACGAGGAGAGGGUGAAGAGCCUAGAAACUGACACGUGUCCGGGGUUUGUCUGUGACGGAAGCCUUAGGGUGCGGUGGGUGAAUGAUGCGUACAAGAGGAUGGUGCUGGAGGGGCGCAAGGGUGAGGGUGAGGAUAUCAUGGUGUGGCUGAAGGUGAAGGAUAGUGCCUGCGCUGCGUGGUGGUGCUAUUCUCACCCAGCGUUCACCUGCGGGGUGAGGCUGCAGUACACGUGGCGGAACGAGAAGUGCACGAAGAUGGUGCCGUGUGAUGUUUGGAGAUUGGAUUGUGGCGGGUUUGCAUGGAGGCUAGACGUGAAAGCUGCGCUCAGUUUGGGACUCUGAAAAUAGGGAAAGAAAAAAAGAAAAAAAAAUCAGAGACACAAACGCGACCUUAAACGGAUAUAUCCUUUUAUUAUAUAUAUAUAUAUAUAUAUAUAUAUAUAUAUAUAUAUAUAUAUAUAUAUAUAUAUAUAUAUAUAUAUAUAUAUAUAUAUACUCACACCUUUACAUAACUUGCUAGCUCGAGUUCUGUGGAUUGAGGUCAAGCUCCCUCUCUGCACAAGGACGUGUUUGGUUAGGUAUUUUUCCAGUCAGAGUUUUUACUACAGCUACUGUUUUAAGAAAAUUUAAAAAUUCGAAAAGAAAAAGGUUGUCCGGUAUGCAACUACAUUACAUAUUCAAAGUUCUAGUUUUAUCACUCAUAAUAGUUGUUUCCUAUUCGAGCAGAAUUGUUUCAUGUAAAAGAAAAUAAUUAAGUGAGUGGAUGGGGAAGAAGGGAUAUGAUUUGUGAAACUUGGGAAUGGAAAUGGGAUUAGGAUGGUGCUUCUUAUUACUCUAUGGUUAGUCUUCCCUUGGGAGUUGGGAGGGAAGAAAAAAAAGUAGAAACGUAUGGGAUUAAACAUGCAAAGUGCUACUGAAAAAAGUGCUUUGCUUUGUGGUGCUAUCUAUGUCUUGUAGAACUAAAGCAAAUUAGGUGAAGUGUGUGUAAGUGUAACUAUAUUAUUGUCGCUCCAAAACUUUUAAGACUAUGAAAAACCGUGGUAAAUAUAUGCAUAUAUAUAGUUUAGCAAUGACAAUAUAUAUGUAUGUAUCUAUUAUGAUAUAUCAUUGUCUUAUUGCAUGUGUAAUUAACUAAGCUUAUCUGUCUAUAUAUGUGUAUGCAUUAGAGAGAAUAACAUGGAGAAAAGAAUACAGAUACACGGAUGGAUAGAGAGAUUUGGAGAAUACAAGUGUUUUGUGUCUGUCGUGUUUGGUUUUGUUGUUUAUUUAAGUGGGGACAUAUGGAAGUUAGGUAAAGCUCUAGAAGCAGUGUAAUUUACUCAAAUGUUUCUUUU
This is a messenger RNA of Glycine soja, 2155 nucleotides long. RefSeq lists its product as uncharacterized. Bases 240 to 1163 code for a protein of 307 amino acids. The transcript has a single exon. The record is from RefSeq and is a predicted model, not a curated record. Lineage: Eukaryota; Viridiplantae; Streptophyta; Magnoliopsida; Fabales; Fabaceae.